AUGAAGACUAUCAUGGAUUUCAGACAUUGUACAAGAAGGGAGUACAUGGCCAUCUUCCCCAUUCUGGCUAUGGCUGUGCUAAUAUUUGUGCUACGUAACAUGGAGAUCCUGAAGUCCCAGUUUCAGCAAAACCUGAUCACAACCAGCAUCGUUGCUCUGAAUGAUUCUACUCAGCAUGACAUGCAUCAAGGCUUCUGCACCUUCCAGCCACUGUCUCGAGAGGAUGCUGUGGAGGAAAUCCUCCUUCUAGAAACCAUUGCUUGGCCUGAACCUCCACUUUUGCCAGCUCCUCUUUCCCUGAAUCAGACCAGUGAUCCAGCUCACAGCUCCUUCACCAUUCUCCCAGGGAGGGGAGGAGGACAGUGGCAUGUAGGGGAUCAGCUGGAGGUUCUGAUCAAAAUGUCUGACUUCCAGGACCGUCCCAAGAAGUUUGGGGGGGACUUCUUACUCGCCCAGCUGCGCAAUCAGGAGCUUGGUGCAGGUGUGGCUGGGCAGGUGGUGGAUCAUCUCAAUGGCAGCUACUCUGCUGUUUUCUCUUUACUCUGGGAAGGAGACGCACAGGUUCAGGUGAUGCUGGUCCACCCCAGUGAGGCUAUCCCAGUGGUAAACAGGCUGAACAAUGAACAGCCUGACAGGAUUAUCUUCAAGAGUGUCUUCCGCUCAGGCAGACUCUCUGAAACUACCAUCUGUAACGUCUGCCUACGUCCAACACAGCAGCCGCUGUGCAACUACACUGACCCCCGUACAGGCGAACCUUGGUUCUGUUACAAGCCAAAGAAACUGAGCUGUGGUGCCAGGGUCAGCCACAUAAGGGGAGACAUAAAAAAAAAUCUUGAAAACAAGCUUUUAAAAAGUGGUGUCAACAUGAAAGUCUACAUUCCUGCUUCAGGACCUGCCAGUGUCCUUGUGUUGCCAAAAAAUGAAGGUCAACCAGAGGAGAAGAGCAGCAUUGUGACAUCUGGACCCUCUGGUUAUUACUACCAGGGUGCGUGGCGAGCACUAGAUGGCACCACAGUUCACCAAUUCAACACCGCCUCUGCCAUCACUCAGUGUCUAAAAGGCAAAGUGGUCCUCAUGUAUGGAGACUCCACCAUCAGGCAAUGGUUUACACACCUCAUCGCAGCACUACCAGGUCUUAAGGGGUUUGAUCUGCACACCCACAAGCAAGCUGGACCUUUAAUGGCCUUAGACUAUGCAAACAACAUCUUGAUGAUGUUUCGCUGUCAUGGUCCUCCUAUUCGCUUUGGCCCAGUUCCAACCACUGAACUUCGUUAUAUUGCCAAUGAACUGGAUGAUGUAACUGGAGGCAUCAACACUGUUGUCGUUCUUGGCCUCUGGGCUCACUUCAGCACUUUCCCCGUGGAGAUCUACAUCCGGCGACUUCAGAACAUCCGCAGGGCGGUAGUGCGGCUGCUGGACAGGUCUCCAGGUACGCUGGUCGUCAUCCGGACGGCGAACCCCAAAAAACUUUAUGAAACAGUAACCAUCAGUGACUGGUGCGCAUUGCAGCGUGAUAAGGUGCUGAGAGCUAUGUUCAAAGGGCUGAAUGUUCAUCUGAUCGAUGCCUGGGAGAUGGCCCUAGCUCACAACCUCCCUCAUGACCUCCACCCACAACCUCCUAUUAUUAAGAAUAUGAUUGACAUUCUCUUGUCCUACAUAUGCCCUCAAAAGGGCAGCUAG
Molecule: messenger RNA, 1680 nt
Organism: Centropristis striata (black sea bass)
Lineage: Eukaryota; Metazoa; Chordata; Actinopteri; Perciformes; Serranidae
Product: NXPE family member 3-like
Exons: 6
Coding region: 1-1680 (559 amino acids)
Source: RefSeq, a predicted model, not a curated record